UAAUUAAUAGCCAAGCGGACCACGCAACGCGGCGUAUCCCAUAACACACGAGCGCGGAACGUGAAAUUCACAUCGAAUUAAUAAUUUAUUACCGGAGAAACUUUCAAGUAAACAGCUUCAAAAUGGUGGUCAACUUUAAGGUGUUCAAGAAGUGUUCCCCGAACAACAUGAUCACGCUCUACAUGAACAGGCGUGACUUUGUGGAUUCCGUGACUCAAGUGGAGCCAAUUGAUGGAAUCGUGGUGCUGGACGAUGAGUACGUGCGCCAAAACCGUAAGAUCUUUGUGCAGUUGGUCUGCAAUUUCCGUUAUGGACGAGAGGAUGACGAGAUGAUCGGCCUGAGGUUCCAGAAGGAACUGACCCUGGUUUCGCAGCAGGUGUGCCCACCCCAGAAGCAGGACAUCCAGCUGACCAAGAUGCAGGAGCGCCUGCUAAAGAAGCUGGGAUCGAAUGCCUAUCCUUUCGUGAUGCAGAUGCCACCUAGCUCCCCGGCCUCUGUGGUUCUCCAGCAGAAGGCCAGUGACGAGAGUCAACCCUGUGGAGUCCAGUACUUCGUGAAGAUCUUCACCGGGGACAGCGACUGCGAUCGUUCGCAUCGCAGGAGCACCAUCAAUUUGGGAAUCCGCAAGGUGCAGUACGCACCCACCAAGCAGGGAAUUCAGCCCUGCACCGUUGUCCGCAAGGAUUUCCUUUUGUCGCCCGGAGAACUGGAACUGGAGGUCACCCUCGAUAAGCAACUGUACCAUCACGGCGAGAAGAUCUCGGUGAACAUCUGCGUGCGCAACAACUCCAACAAAGUGGUCAAGAAGGUCAAGGCAAUGGUCCAGCAGGGCGUAGAUGUGGUGCUCUUCCAGAACGGCCAGUUCCGCAAUACGAUCGCUUUCAUGGAGACAAGCGAGGGGUGUCCCUUGAACCCGGGAUCUAGUCUGCAAAAGGUCAUGUACCUGGUGCCCACUCUGGUGGCCAAUUGUGAUCGCGCUGGCAUCGCCGUCGAGGGAGAUAUUAAGCGCAAGGAGACGGCUCUGGCCUCGACCACACUUAUUGCCAGUCAGGAUGCCAGGGAUGCCUUUGGCAUAAUUGUCUCAUAUGCAGUAAAGGUCAAGCUCUUUUUGGGAGCCUUGGGCGGAGAGCUCUGCGCUGAGCUGCCCUUCAUCCUGAUGCAUCCUAAGCCAAGUCGCAAGGCCCAAUUGGAAGCCGAGGGCUCCAUCGAAGCCUAAACAGAUUCUGGCUACCUCAACUAAUGACAAAAAAUGGCGUAUUUCUACAAAUCUAACCGAUUUUUGUGGAUCUUAAUAAAUAAAUGCUGAUGUUGCUGAAAUGUUCUGAACUGCAGUCGUCGUACUUUUCCUAUAUAGCAAAUUCAAUAUUCAUAUAUGUGUGUAUGUGUAUUAUAUUUAUAACUAAACAAACAAUUAAAUAUGAACGGAGUUUAUGUAUGUAAA
Messenger RNA from Drosophila eugracilis, 1442 nucleotides. It is a transcript of the gene Arr1, whose product is annotated as phosrestin-2. NCBI's taxonomy places the organism in Eukaryota, Metazoa, Arthropoda, Insecta, Diptera, Drosophilidae. The record is from RefSeq and is a predicted model, not a curated record. The coding region runs from base 123 to 1217 and encodes 364 amino acids. Gene Ontology annotation, molecular function: G protein-coupled receptor binding. Gene Ontology annotation, cellular component: cytoplasm. Gene Ontology annotation, biological process: signal transduction; G protein-coupled receptor internalization. The transcript has 4 exons.